CAAACAAAACAAACCCAAAACUCUAAAUUUUUUUUUAAAACAAUUACUAGAGAGAAUCAAGGAGGAAGAGUGCUUGAGCAAUCUCUCCUUUUUGGAUCUCUCAAUUCAUCACAAAUUAAUCUUCUUCAAUACAUAAAUUAUACAUUGUUUAUAAAAAAACAAAUAACCAACUUUUUUUUAUUUUUUCUCUUUUCAUUUCAUUGUUCCUCCGCCACCAUUCACUAAAUUCUAACCUUUAAUCUUGUUGCUUAAAAACAAGAAUUUCAAAUCCUUUUCUUGAUUCCUUAAAAUUAAUACAUUCUUUAAGUUUCAUAAUGGAAAAUAGUCGCCGAGCUCGAGCUUUUUCAUCUCCUGAAUUGGCACAUUCUUCUUCAAGUACCGGCCAUGUUACCCGAGCCGAAGAUUAUAGUUUAGAAGGUAUUGCUACAAAUGUGAAGCUCUUGCUGAAACUAAUCCAAGAGCAUAACGGAGCAACCCCUAACGAUGACCGGAAAACGCAAAGAAUGGCUGGAAUGAUGACAAUCUUAGAUGAUGUUAAAUCAAGAAUUGAAAAAUCACAAUCUACAAGAAAAAGAAUGGCUGAGCUCAGGCGAUGCAACACGGAACUCAGGCCGAGUCGAACCCCAACGACACCAAGAGAUAAGAAACCUCAGGAAUCUAUGGUUGAUGAUAAUGAAAAAUUGAGAAAACAACUCAAUGCAAGCUUAGCUGCAAGAAAGAGCCUAGAGAUUAUGUGUUCAAGCUUGGGAAAAGAAAAGGAGAUUAUGGCUCGAGAGGUUGCGAGAAAGGUUAGUGAAUUGAGUGGUAUGGAGGAGCUUGUCAAUGACCUCAAGGCGCAAAACGGGACAUUGUUAGCGAAACUACAAGCUCUUGCGUCGGAGCAGAAGGAUAAGAGAAGUAGCGGAGGAGACAUUCAAGGGAAUGCAGCACUUCAGGGUCGAAACAGGGCGCUUUCCGAUCAACUUCUUAAGUCUCUUGAUAGCUAUAGAUCAUUAAAGAGGAAAUACAAGGAUGCAAAAGAGGAAAACUUUACAAUUCGGACAACGAUGGAGGAAAUGGGUAUGGAAGUAAGAGAUGGCCUCGAAAGAAUCCGUAGCUUCAGGAAAAGAAUGGACUCUAAAGAUCAGCAGCCUGAUAUUGAAAAGAAUAUCUCAGCAUUAGAGCAAAUGUUUGAAAGAUUCAAUAUGAAAAUCUGCAAGGAUGAUGAAAAUAAUUCUGAAUAUGCUAAACUAAAACAUGAGAUCAGUGCUAGCAAGCCUUCUGUUCUAGCAUACGAAAAAGGAUGAUCGAAUACUGAAGCAUGCAUCAGUCUGCUCGGGAGCUUUGCUUGUGUUUAUCGAGAUAAUAUACGUAAUUCAUAGACAGAAGACAUAAUUUAUUGACAGAAGCAGUUGUAACAUGCCAAAGUAGAAAUCAUUAGCCACACAUUAUCUGUAUCUGUUAAUGUUUGAUUUACUAGAACAGUUACAUAGUGUCUGUCUCCAUAUAGUCUGUAUAAUUUCAAAUUUCAUUUUUCUUGUCCUUUUCCGUUUCGGGUUACACUUCGAUAAUUUUUCGGAGGUCUAAGAAAUCAUUAGCCACACAUUGUCUGUAUCUGUUAAUGUUUAAUUUACUAGAACAGUUACAUAGUGUCUGUCUUCAUAUAGUUUGUAUAAUUUCAAAUUUCACUUUUCUUU
Molecule: messenger RNA, 1676 nt
Organism: Mercurialis annua (annual mercury)
Lineage: Eukaryota; Viridiplantae; Streptophyta; Magnoliopsida; Malpighiales; Euphorbiaceae
Exons: 2
Coding region: 315-1286 (323 amino acids)
Source: RefSeq, a predicted model, not a curated record